Molecule: messenger RNA, 851 nt
Organism: Peromyscus maniculatus bairdii (prairie deer mouse)
Lineage: Eukaryota; Metazoa; Chordata; Mammalia; Rodentia; Cricetidae
Source: RefSeq, a predicted model, not a curated record
CUUUCAGGAAGGUUGCUAUAAACACAAUUCUUUUAUGUUGCAGCUUGGUGAACUUCCUCCUCUUGUAGAAGAGCCGAAGAAUGUAGUCAAAACUAACUGUGAACUUUUUGAGAAGCUUGGCGAGUAUGGAUUCCAAAAUGCGCUCCUAAUUCGUUACACUCAGAAAGCACCUCAGGUGUCGACUCCAAUUCUUGUGGAAGCUGCAAGAAACCUAGGGAAGGUGGGCAGCAAGUGCUGCAUGCUUCCUGAAGCAAAGAGACUGCCCUGUGUGGAAGAUUAUCUGACAGAGAUCCUGAACUGGGUAUGUGUGCUGCAUGAGAAGACUCCAGUGAGUGAUCAGGUCACUAAGUGUUGUAAUGGAUCUGUGGUAGAAAGGCGACCAUGCUUCUCUGCUCUGCCAGUAGAUGAAACAUAUGUCCCCAAAGAAUUUAAAGCUGAGACCUUCACCUUCAAUGCUGGUAUCUGCACACUUUCCAAGAAGGAGAAACAGAUAAAGAAACAAAUGGCACUUGCUCAGCUGGUGAAACACAAACCCAAGGCUACAGAUGAGCAGUUGAAGACCGUGAUGGGCGAUUUUGCAGCUUUCUUGGAUAAGUGCUGCAAGGCUGACGACAAGGAGGCCUGCUUCUCUGAAGAGGGCCCAAAACUUGUUGCUGCAAGCCAAGCAGCCUUAGCCUAAACACAUCACAAUCACAAGCAUCUCAGUAUACUGCGAGAAAAGGAGAGACAAAGACUCAAGCCUUACUCAUCUUUUCUUUUGGUGUGAAAUCAACACACUAAGGAACACAAAUUUCUUUAAAUAUUUGACUUCUUUUCUCUGUACUGCAAUUAAUAAAAAAAAUAACUCUGUA